Molecule: messenger RNA, 353 nt
Organism: Geodia barretti
Lineage: Eukaryota; Metazoa; Porifera; Demospongiae; Tetractinellida; Geodiidae
Source: the annotation of a GenBank genome assembly
GCAUAACUGUACAUUUAACGACACCAACCAAGCCCAUAUACAAUAUAAUUAACUGUUUAUGUGCCAUUAUUCAAACAAUCUCUCACUUUGCAAACAGGCGUUUAUUUGUCACCUUAGCAUGUUUGCAGUGUACAUAGCACCAAUCCAUGUAAGUUCGCUCUACGUAAAGGCCCUGGAGGUUGUGCACAGGCAGGUGACAUUAGGCAGCCACGUUAGAGAAGGGAGAGAGCAUGUGGCCACAGUCUCUCCCACCAGAACCAGGUGGGUGUCACAGGAGUAGGUGACCUGUGCUCCUACUCUGGAACUGGUCAACUCACCAACACUGCCAUUCACUGGUGGACUGGGAGGACCAC